UCCCCAGUCCCUCAGCCUUGCCAAAUACAAGCACAUAGCCUUGUCUGUCGAUCGCGCCAGCUCACAACCCGCGUCUCCCAUCCUCGCCAACACCAAAACAACAAUCAAUAGAGCGCCCAACUCCACACACCGAACAAGAUGCCCCCAGCAGACUCCCCGUUCGUAGAGAAGCGCAACGCCGCCCGCGAAGUUGUCGAUAUCCUUGAUGAGAUUGCGACGCUCCUCAACACGAAUCUUGACCGGCACACGUUGAGUCUUUGUGUCAGUAUGGUGGAGAAUGGGGUUAAUCCCGAGGCUUUGGCUACUGUUAUCAAGGAGCUGAGACGGGAGGCUGAGGAGGGGAAGAGAGAGUUUGACCAGGCGCAGAGGUAGGGCUGGGGAUGGGGCUGCGGGCUUUGAGCUUUAUACGAGGCCUACGGAGGCUGUUGGGAGGAGUGUGGGUGACUGGGAUGAUUACCAUGCAUACACAGGCGUUUUUAUGGGCUACCAAGCUUGAAGUGGAUGGAUAGAUGACGGCUAUGACAGAUGAUACUCUCUCCUAGACUGGGAAUCAAGUUUCAUGCGUGUAG
Pseudogymnoascus destructans is the source of this 569-nucleotide messenger RNA. RefSeq lists its product as uncharacterized. The coding region runs from base 139 to 372 and encodes 77 amino acids. The record is from RefSeq and is a predicted model, not a curated record. Gene Ontology annotation, cellular component: gamma-tubulin ring complex; interphase microtubule organizing center; spindle. The transcript has 3 exons. Gene Ontology annotation, biological process: gamma-tubulin complex localization; mitotic spindle assembly; microtubule nucleation by interphase microtubule organizing center. Lineage: Eukaryota; Fungi; Ascomycota; Leotiomycetes; Thelebolales; Thelebolaceae.